AUGGCAGACCUAGAGAUUGAAGAUAAAGUAUGGGAAUCAGAGGUGAUCUUCAUUGAUUCUCUCAAGCAAGAAGGCACUGUGUACCGCCAUGUGCCAAACCUCAAACUUGACCCUACGGAUAGGGACCCAGAGCCAUUAGGCACAUACUGUCCAGAGGGGGAAUUCUAUGUCAGACUUGUAAGGCGUCAGUGCGAAAGACUUAGCGUGUUGGAAAAGGAGCCGGAACUAUAUUUAUCUGUCCAUUUUCUCAACAUCUGUAUGACUGGUGACAGCAAAACCCACUACCAAUGGCAGGCUUACCGAACACCUCAACACGAUGACGACAUGGUUUUCCAGCCCAUAAAAGGAAUAGACGGCAAUCGCACAGGCUAUUAUCGACCGGUCAAAGAGCUGGAGUAUCGGAAGUGGAAGAGUAUGAUAGAAAGCCCCCCCGUGGGCACUGGUAAGGACACGUUCAGAGGCGGGUAUCAAGUUCCUGCUCGCAGACGAAAUGGCAGGGCGGAGAUGGUCGGGCUGCACAAAAGGUUCACGAGCAUGGCAGAUGCUGAGUUAUGGGCGAGUAUAUUUCGGAGUGCAACAUCACUAUGGAGCAUCAGCAAUGCAGGAGCUGCGUUCCGUGGUAUUGACCCUAAGGGGAUCACGGUCUACAUCCUGCCAAGUUCAAGAGUCAGGGGAAUCGGUGAAGGAGCUAAUAUCACUUGGACCGAUGUGAAAGAUGGAUUCGAGGAAUUGCCCAGCCGUCUGAGCACCAAGUACACUGUUUUGGAAAAUAGUCAGGCUAUUGAAGACAAGGGGUUGGUGUUGUAUUCCAACAAUCCCUUUUUCUACUACAGCUCAUACGUUUCCAAGGAUACCGCAGAGGCAUUUGGAUUAUACUCUUCUCGGCCUCUGAAGCUCUAUACCGACGAGGCAGGUGACAAGCUAGCAGAGAAGAUGGAGCCUCGCCAAUCAGAUGUUAAGAUCCAGAAGAGACUUGCCAGAGAUGGAAUCGUGAUGGAGAGAACUAAUGGAUCUAUUAGCCUUUCGGCUUCCCGUAUGCUGAAGGCUACUUCCAAGCGAAGCGAGACGAGCUCACAAAAGACUGUGAUGGGCAUUUCGGCACCGGAGCUUGCGAGGGACUACCUGGGUUGGGGGAGUCAAAACAAAGACACAUCUAAGAGCGGCCAAGAUAAGCAUACAGCAGAGUGGCUUCAUAUUAGUGCCUUUUCCUUUGGCGGACUGACCGACGGGUCCAAGGCGUGGGAAACGAGCCAAAUCCAACCCAACAUGAUGUUUGGCACGUGGGAAAUGAACUCGUGGAUGCUCAGAUACGAAGCUGCCUUUCAAAGGCUGUUCAAGCUCGAGCGCGACUUCAGAAAACAAGCCGAGGUGGUCGGCCAGUUACGCUUCAAAUCCUUCGAACCUCCUGAGCAAAAUGAAAAGUCUUGGUUCGACAACUGUGACUGGAUCCAUUUCGAAAUACAAUGGAAUCUAGAGAUGAAGGAAAAGUCACAUCUCCUUGAUAAAGACUUGCUAGCUAUGGGCUUGAGGAUCAACCCUUUUAAUAGAUCCUGCUUCACCAAGGGUGAAGCCAUGGUCGACAUCGCCUUGCUCAAAACGAUUUUCAAUCGCAAGGCAGAGGGCGUACUUAGCGCGAUGAAGAAUGAAAGGCUUGGAGCAGAGUCCGUGUUGACCAUUAGUAUGGGAAAGCAAGAUGAUGGGAGGGCCUUUGAGGUGCUUCUAGCAGAUCUUGAAACCCAACUUGUUUUGUCAGGCAACAUCAACCGAUUAGACUCCCCUGACGACCUUCAAUCUCAAUUUACUCAGCCUAGAGACUCUCUCUUUACGGCUGUUAACAAUGAAGCUGUUGAGAUGAAGACCCUGGAGGCACCCGGAAAAGGGGACAUGAUUGUUGUUGGAGGUAUCCCCUUGACCAAUACCAGACUGAUUGUCCUGGAUCACCAGGGCAAGUACGCAAACCUCCCAGUCACUGUUCGGGGUAUUGAUAGCUUUGCCAACGAGGCUGGACUACUGUUGGUACCAGCCGCUCGAGAAGGCCAAAUCACCGUCGCCCAAGCAUCAAAGACGAAGCCUAUCCUCAUAUUAUCCUCGUCUCCACGCCUCGGCAUGGAGGUUAUUGCGCCUUCAAUCGCUACAGUCUCUCAGGUGGCUGAGCUAGCCACUAAAACCUUUAGAGAGGCCGGCGCGUUGCCUGCUGCAGAUUAUGUCCUCCAAGGCGACGUUCAAGGGCUGUUUGGCAUUCCUGGUCUUAGCGGUGAGCUGUUGAGUAUUCAGGGCUCAGGUCCUCAGGACCCAAUACAGGAGAAGGUCAAACCCUACCUCAGCAGCUCUGCUGAUGGUUACAUUGCGACCCUGUUUCCCUCGCUCAACAACGAUAUAAUCCAGAAGUUACCGAUAGAUAACGUUGAGUUUACGUACUCGAACAAGCUCGACGACUUUCAUAACCCGGAGGGACUAUCACUGAACGCUGACAUUACCUUUACGGGGCCGCUAAGUCCUGUAAAAGAGCUACUGCAGUUCAUCUACAGUGGAAACGAAGACAACACGCCACCCACCAAACUUCGUGUCCAGGCGCGACUGAGCCCAGAAAGAAAUUGGCGUGAGCCGCUAGAGUUGAACAACUUUGCCUUGCGAGGCUCCGUCGAUCAAUCGCUUCGGCUUGGAGAUAUUAUAAGGUUCCGGAAGGUCGGCGUAGAAGUGUCUGUAAUCAGCAUUUCAUCGUUUGACAAUGACAAGAACAAGACGACCUGGAAGCUUGGAUAUGGAUUGUGUGGAGAGCUGGAGAUCAGCAAGAUUCAAAAAACCGGUUUGCCACUGACCGUCAAAUACUGGAUGAGAAAGAUUGGCGAUACCUACAGUCUUAGCAUGGCCCUUUCAUCGCACGAAUGGACUUCCGUCUUUGGUAUUGAGAAUCUUGAUGUCACAGGAGUCGAGUUUCAAGCUUCGAUAGACAUUAACAACUUGGAAGAGUCUCUUGUACUAGGUUUCAGUGCAAUGAUGAAGCUUGGCGAUGGGGAUAUCUUCCUGGCAGGGCAGUAUUCAAAAUCGGAAACCUACCUAGAAGCUGAAGUCGGAAACAUGACAUGGGAUGAAAUCGUGAAGGCCUACACCCAAAUCACAGGCAAGUCUGUUGACGCUGCAACAAAUGUCGAUGAGCUGGAGUUCGAGAAUAUGCACAUCAUGAUUUCUACUGCCGGGAUCGAGAUCAGGGGCAAGAUCUGCUUCAACGGCGCAACCAGUGCCGCAGGAUACAUCACGUUUGACAAUGAGGGCCUAUCUAUAGGCGGUGCCAUUGGAAGCUUUCAGGUUCCCGACACGAACAUAGUGAUUGAAGAAGCUGGCCUUGACAUAUUCAUUGGCUCUAGGGGAAGUGACAAGAAAAGCGGUCGAGCUAGUAGGCUAGCACUCAAAGGUCUCGUCCAUUUUCAAGGCAUCAGAGUGGCUGUGGGACUUGAAACCAGCACUGAUGGGUCGCCGAACUCACGGAGAUGGAUUGUCUAUGGUGCCUAUGAAGGUAACCUUCGACUGUCCGCGUUGGAGGCAGCCAAGACUCUCAAAGAGCAUCCAGAUCUGGAUAUUGAACUAAAGUACGUGACUAUCAUAGCAUCCAACAAAAAGGGUAUCUGGACAGAUCCUUUGAGUAAGAGAAAAUACUCUCUUUCUGAUGGGCUCUCGCUCUUUGCACUCAUCGAUCCACUACCAGCAAUCAACAACCUCGCAAGGAACAAGACAGUCGGUGGAUUGACUCUCAUCGCUUCCAUUAGUGCUCAGAGGCUCUCGGUGGAAAUUGAGCUUCCAGACAGUAUCGGUAUAGAUAUGGGCGAUAUUGCAAAGGUCGACCGGUUCUCUGUUGGGCUGGACAUCUCAAGCAAGCCCAAUUUGACGCUCAGCUGUGACUUACGAAUCAACAUAGCUCAACAACCACCGCUGACAUUCCAUUCCAAUCUUAAGGCACUACUACAUGAAGCAAACGGUGAAAUUUACCUUGACCCCGAGGUCCCAUGGAGGAACCCUUUUGGCGUUAGCGAUAAGAUUAUCGUGCAGAAGCUGGGCGGCAGUGUUGCGUUCAGAUAUGCAAGCGUUCUGGUGGAAGGCCCAAGUGAGCUUGCCUUUGGAGGCAUGGUAAAGUGCGGUAAUUUCACGGGAGAAGCUUUUAUUGUCGUGACUAAAUUGCCUACUCGUCAAGUUCUCAAGGUCAAUAUAUCAAACGUCAACGUGAGUGAGCUAAUUAGAAUGGCUGGGGAAAUUGGAGACUUGGACGCACUGCGAAAUAUCAGCGCCGGCGACUUUCUUGUCUUCAAUAAAGCUGAAAUGUACUUCUCUACUGGUAUUGAAGAAGCCCUGGGAGAGGAAUUCCCUGCGGGAAUCUCAGCCAAGGGAGAUGUCACGGUGUUCGGGAAGAGGGCCAACUUCGAGGCAUCACUGGGCUCAGGGGGCUUCGAGCUGAGGGGCGAAGUGGAUGCCUUCAAGAUUGGCCCCCUUGAGGUGCGCUCUGCCAGCGGAAACCCACGAGCGAAGCUUCAAAUUGCCACGACUUCCGAAAAGCAACUGUUGGAGAUUGACGGCUUGGUAAUCAUCGGAGGAGACGAAGGUCUGCAGAUUGGGGCCCUGAUACGAGCUUCCUUAAAUCCAGUAGUCUUGGACGUCUGGGUCUUUGUGAGCUUUACAGACCAGAUCAAGUUUGAUCUAAGAGCCGUGGCCACAAACGUGGCGAACCUCAAGGACCUCUCACAAGCAAAUGUGAACUUCACUCUCACUCUCAACACUGAAAUCUUGGAGCUUUUCUACAACGGUAUCCUCGACUUCUUAGCAGAGCUGCAAAAUAUAGCCACAGCAUCAACAGAGGCGCUCGAGUUUGUGCUUCAGAAGAGGAGGAACGAGAUUUCUGACGAGGUCAAGAUUAAGAAGAAGCAAAUUAGUGCUCUGAAGACCAGAAUCGUGGAAGAGAAGGAAAUACGGGAUAAGGAGAGAGCCAAAGCGGAGCUAAAGAAGCUGGAGGCGGAGGCUGAACUAGAAAAGCUGCAGAGGGCAGCAGAUACUACUAAGCAGGCCAAAAAAGAAGCCGAGGAUGAGCUCAAAGACCUCUUGAAGCAGAUCGACCUUGAGCGAGAGGCGAUAAAGGCGGAAAAGCGUCUCGAGUGGGCUUCUCUCCUUGAAAGUGCAGAGAAAGAACAAGAAAGGCUGUCAAAAGAGAGAGCCGAGCUGCAAGGCAAGAAGAAGUCAACAUUCGGGAAUGUUGCUCUUGAGCUGGAGAAGUAUAACGAAUGGUUCAAUAUAGCGAAAGCGAAAUUGGCAGGACUUCUAGCGGACUCGAACGAUAGGAAGAAGAACUUGCCAAAUCUGGGAAUACUUGCAAGAGUUAAAGAACUCAUCUAUAUCAAUACGAUCGACGCAGCAGCCACCUUUCUCACUAACAGACUUGAAGAGGGCGCGGGUGUUCUCCAGGACUACAGAGACACCCUCAAUCGGCCGGAAUUUCGCGACAUAGAAAUUCAGAUCCAGGAAAAAGACGCAGCGCUCCAGAAAGCAACCGAAAUGGUGGACAGGCUUGCUAAGCAGGGCCUUGAAGGUUUCAUCGAGGCAGCACUGGAGGAUAAAGACAAGUUUUUGAAAGCCAGGAAAGCUGAGCUCGAUGCCAUGCAAGAUGGAAACUCGCGAUGGAUGCAGGCCAUUCGUGAGGCACAGGCCAAACUUGAUGCUGGGCGACCUGAUCUGGAUCGCGUCAUCGACGAGGAGCAAGAGAAGAUCAACCAAGCUAGAGACAGCAUGCAGCUCCGCCAGCUACAGCAAGAGCUACAAUCAGCCGAGGAUGAAGAGAGGCGUAAGCGAGAGCAACAUGAAGCCAUCAGUACGGGUUUGCGCAUGAUUCAAAACGAGAUCGAUAGGGGUUCUGAGUCGGUACGACAACUGGUGCAAAGCGUCAAGCCGGUCAAUUUCAAGAUCAAAGGAGUGACGAUUACGGCAGACGGUAAGGAGAUAGCCCAGGGGCGUGCUAUGAGUUUCAAGACUACCGUUGAGCAUGAGGGCAAGAUUAUCAUACUGGAGGAAACGUGGGCGCCUUUCCAGAAGCCAGCUGAACUAUAUCGGGAUAUCAUGAAGGGGCUGCUUAAGAACUGA
This is a messenger RNA of Fusarium proliferatum ET1, 6117 nucleotides long. RefSeq lists its product as uncharacterized. The record is from RefSeq and is a predicted model, not a curated record. The coding region runs from base 1 to 6117 and encodes 2038 amino acids. NCBI's taxonomy places the organism in Eukaryota, Fungi, Ascomycota, Sordariomycetes, Hypocreales, Nectriaceae. The transcript is spliced from 10 exons.